Molecule: messenger RNA, 906 nt
Organism: Melampsora larici-populina 98AG31
Lineage: Eukaryota; Fungi; Basidiomycota; Pucciniomycetes; Pucciniales; Melampsoraceae
Exons: 3
Coding region: 1-906 (301 amino acids)
Source: RefSeq, a predicted model, not a curated record
AUGACUUUGGUACCUGAUGAAAACUACAAGAUAUCUCAAUCAAUGAUUGACUACACAGUGGCGCUGGUUGAGAAUCUGCGGGAUUCACCCUGUGGAUGGACGAUGAAACACAUCAUGAAGACAUUCUUGACUGCCGAAGACGACGCGGGAAUUUUGAAAAGAGCUCGCUCAUACUGGGGAAUACCACGUGGAUGGCCCUCAACUUUGACUGUAUUGAAUGCUAUAAAACGGCUUGCUUGCAAAAAGCGCGAAGGAAAGCUACUUUGGAAAGCAUAUAUACUUGCAGAGGCAAAGAAGAUAGUAGAUGCAGAGGCAUCUCGUCAUUGGCGACAAAGGUGGUACCCAGCAAAUGAGCCUGUGCGGUCUCUGAAGCCCUCUUUCUUCAACAUGGACAAGUCUGCGGAGCGUGCCUCCAAGAUUCAAAUUGGAAUGGGCUUCUUGUGGAAACUUAUUCGCCAUCGCUUGUCCGCUGGAAGACCCGCAACACAACUAGAGGCCUCCAAUGUGGCGGACACCGAAGACCUGCAAGAUAUUCAUAACUCUGAUAGUGACAGUUUGAACGAUGGCGACAUUAUCAUACAAGAUGAAUCAAACACAGGGGCACCAGAACCUCUCGACCCUUCCGGAACUGUUUUACCUGAACCAGAACAGCAUGAAGAUCAUGAUUCAGAAGCGUCAACAGAGUCAGAUUCAAGCUCAACAAAAGAACUUGAAACUGAGCGUAUCAACCGUGGUGGAGCCGAGGACGAUGUUGUUGUGGCAGCUCAUUUAGAUCAACAAGAGUUAGAUGAGGAGGUGAUGGCCUGCGACUUUGAAGACAAAAGUUAUGGAAGGAGCAGCUCAAAGUUAGAGAGACUUAAAUCUCGUUUUGAUACUCAAUCGUGCAAUCAAUGGUUUCCAGCUUGA